CGGUGGCAGCUGGGUUUCUGCGCAGAUGCUGGGGCUGUAGGCGCCGCGCGGCCGGCUGGUUGCGGCUCGCAGGGAGGACGCCGGCGCUCGCCUUCCCUCCGCUGCCCCCGCCGCUGCCAUGAUUCCGGUAUCGCUGGUGGUGGUGGUGGUGGGCGGCUGGACUGCCGUCUACCUGACCGACUUGGUGUUGAAGUCAUCUGUGUAUUUUAAGCAUUCUUAUGAAGACUGGCUGGAAAACAACGGAUUGAGCAUCUCCCCUUUUCACAUAAGAUGGCAGACUGCUAUUUUCAAUCGUGCGUUUUACAGUUGGGGACGGCGGAAAGCAAGGAUGCUUUACCAGUGGUUCAAUUUUGGAAUGGUGUUUGGUGUAAUUGCUAUGUUCAGCUCUUUUUUUCUUCUGGGGAAAACGCUGAUGCAGACUUUAGGCCAAAUGAUGGCUGACUCUCCCGCUUCUUAUUCUUCCUCCUCUUCUUCCUCCUCUUCCUCUUCCUCCUCUUCCUCUUCUUCCUCCUCCUCUUCAUCCUCUUCCUCUUCCUCACUUCACAACGAACAGGUGCUACAAGUUGUGGUUCCUGGCAUAAAUUUACCCGUCAACCAACUGACCUAUUUCUUCGCUGCAGUCCUCAUUAGUGGUGUUGUACAUGAAAUUGGACAUGGGAUAGCAGCUAUUAGGGAACAAGUUCGAUUUAAUGGCUUUGGGAUUUUUCUCUUCAUUAUUUAUCCUGGAGCAUUUGUUGAUCUGUUCACCACUCAUUUGCAACUUAUAUCACCAGUCCAGCAGCUAAGGAUAUUUUGCGCAGGUAUCUGGCAUAAUUUCGUCCUUGCACUCCUGGGUAUUUUAGCUCUUGUUCUCCUUCCUGUAAUUCUCUUGCCGUUUUACUACACUGGAGUCGGGGUGCUUAUCACUGAAGUUGCUGAGGACUCACCUGCCAUUGGACCCAGAGGCCUUUUUGUGGGAGACCUUGUCACCCAUCUACAGGAUUGUCCUGUUACAAAUGUACAAGAUUGGAAUGAAUGUCUCGAUACCAUCGCCUAUGAGCCCCAAAUUGGUUACUGUAUAAGUGCAUCAACUUUACAGCAGUUAAGCUUCCCAGUUAGAGCAUACAAACGGCUAGACGGUUCGACUGAAUGCUGUAACAAUCACAGCCUUACAGAUGUGUGCUUUUCCUAUAGAAAUAAUUUUAAUAAGCGUUUGCAUACAUGUCUACCUGCCCGGAAAGCAGUGGAAGCCACCCAAGUUUGUAGAACCAAUAAAGACUGUAAAAAAAGCUCAAGUUCAAGUUUCUGUAUAAUACCUUCUUUGGAAACUCAUACUCGCUUAAUAAAAGUGAAACACCCACCUCAAAUCGAUAUGUUGUAUGUAGGACAUCCACUGCACCUUCACUACACAGUGAGCAUCACCAGUUUUAUUCCACGUUUCAACUUUCUAAGCAUAGAUCUGCCUGUGGUUGUGGAGACAUUUGUCAAGUACCUGAUUUCCCUCUCGGGAGCUCUGGCUAUUGUUAAUGCAGUGCCCUGCUUUGCUUUGGACGGACAAUGGAUUUUAAACUCUUUCCUAGAUGCUACUCUUACCUCAGUGAUUGGAGACAAUGAUGUCAAAGAUCUGAUAGGAUUUUUCAUCCUGCUUGGUGGCAGUAUACUUUUGGCUGCCAAUGUGACCCUGGGACUCUGGAUGGUUACAGCACGGUAAUAUCUGCACUCAUUUGAUAGAAUCUCUGAGUUACAAUAUACAAUAUUGAAAACCUUACUUGGUGUGAAAUAUAAAGUGUUUCCUUAAAAUUACAUUUUAGCCAACAACUUUAAGUUCUUUAUCCAGAGUAUCCAAACUAUGGGAUAAACAGAAGAAAUGAAAGGCAUAGUCCCUGAUUACAUUCUAGUUUUAAAGACUGAACCUACAACCUUCAGAUGCUUGUGGAACAAUUCCUAAACAAGUGCAAAUUCAUGUUAAACCAUUUUUGUGUGGCUACGUAUCAUGUUGAAAUAAUGUAAAGGAAAACAGAAUUGGGUAGGAUUAAUUGGGAAAAACUUCUUGAAAAAGCAUCAUUAAUCCAGAUUUGAAGGAGACCAGACUUUGGCCAAGUGGAAAGGUGAGCAUUUUCUUGGUCUAUAUCUCUUGUCCCUUGUCUUGUUUGAAAAGUAUUUUUAAAUUAAAUUGUGUAUUAUUUUGUACUCUGACAACUGAGGUCUGAUUACAAUUAAAUUAAUAAAAUUCUGUAAAAGAAUCUGCUGACAUGAAAGGGAAAAUCUUUGUCAAAUGAUGCCAAAUAAAUGAACAAAGAGGAAGUAGGGUCUGUAAUAGGGUGAGACAUGUUUUGCCCCACAAGAGUUGCCUCUUUGAUAAUAUGUCCCUAUACUCUCAUAAAGCAACACUACCCUUGACAUUCAGAGUGAGCUGCAGAAGUAUCUGCCACCUGCAGUAUGUGAGCUGAGACAGUUAGGGGUGAACCUCAGAAAUGAGCCAGGUGGGUCUUGCGGCAGGUCACAAGACAGAUCACAGGACCUUCUGCAGUCUGGGUUACUGUUCUCUACAGAGCUUCAAAGCUUGGAAUCCUUCCAGGGUAGGUAUUUUCUCUUGUGCUGCUGGAGCUAUCUGGGGCCUAGCUCCUAGGUCCCUGUCUUCAAGAAGCAAUUACCUUAAAAAAAAAAAAAAAAAGAAGCAAUUACCUUAAGCCCUGAACCAUACUCUGUCCUCACCAGUGGCUCCGAUGUUUCUCUGUGUUGGGUAAUUAAAUAUGUAGUCCUUGCUUUCCAUCUUUCCCCUAAGCUACCUCUGUGGGUCCACGAAAGACUUGGUAGUAGAGUGAGUAUGGCUGCAUGUGAGUACAAAUGUGGAUUUGCCAGUGCCCGGGAACUGCCUCUUGAGCCCAAAAGAGCCCUGCCUAGUUUGAGAUCUUUUGGACUGGAGAUGCAGCCCUGGAAGAUCUGGGAAGUCAAUAGGCCAGUGUGAAGCUGUUGGUAUUAGAAGUAUAUGAGCAAGCUCUUUCUUUGAUGAAAAAUAUUUGCUUCUCUCGUAUACUCAAGAACAUGAGUAGUCAUGUAUCCAAGUUUUUCAUUAAUUGAGGUAUUCGUGGGGUUCACCUCUUUCAGAUCACUGAGUUGCUUUUUAGGCACUAAAACUUUUUAACCAUUUUUAAGGAAACUUUAGAUUGUAUUAUAAAUCUGUCUGCCUUCUUAAACAGAAAUUAUAUAUUGAAUAUAAUUUUAAUAUUUUUAAUGACUCAAGGUCAUCAGUUAUUACCACUACUUAAAACUGUACAAAUUAUUGGUUUAUCCUAGGAAAAAGGCAUUUGUUCUGUUUUUAGGCAGACAGUCUUUCAGGAUUAAAGUAUAUUAACAGAGUGAUACGCAGACCUGUUCAGGUAGUAAAGUUUGGGGAAUACCAUGAAAUACUUACAUAAUUAAUUCUAUUACAUGAACUAAGCAGUUUAUUAAUGGAAAUGCUAUAUAUGUGCAGGUCAGUUUUUUAAAACUGAGAAAAAAAUUUAAUAGAUGAAAUCCUACCUGUAAACUUCUUUUUCUGGGUGGAAAAAAAACCCCAAGCAUGUCAUUUUCUUAUGGCUUUUAAACACCUUGGUCUUCUGCUACACUGGGUCAGGAUUUGGCAAACACUCUAUUAGGAUAUUGAGCACAUCAGUCCCAUUUUUACAGAAAUGGCCUCAUUGUGUAAGAAAGGAAAUGUUAUGUGUUGUUUCUUCAGCUUGAUUGUGGGCACUUCUAGAGCGAGGACCAUGUCAUACUCAUCUUUGCAUCCCUGGCACAGUGCAUGAGACAUCAAAAAUACUUAAUAAAUGUGGUUGAAUGGAUGAUGAUUAGUGUUAUUUAUGGAUUAGAAAAGCAUGUUUCUAUUUAAGUAAGCUGUAAAAAGUAUUAUUGAAUAUACUGUAAAUAUAUAACAUAAAAUAAUAACUUGGAAGGUCUGUGUCCCUGAUAUAUUAUCAUCUUUAUGAAAAUAGUCCAUUUUGGUUUCUGUAGAGCAAUUAGAAAAAUGAAUUAUUUUGAGGAUUUGAAGAAAGUGUUGUGUUGGCAGUUGUUCAGCAGUAAAACUUUAUUUUCAGUGUUUCUAUUCUGCACUGUUUACAUUUUUCAGGGUUGUUUUUAAUCACUUAAAAUCCGUAAAGGAUGUAUAUAUUCUUUUUAGCAUUUCAGUUUGAAAAGACAUGCAGUUAAACUUGACCUUCUGAUAAUCACUCUUACAGGUCACUAUCUGUUCUAACAGUAGAUUGUAACCAUGCACUUCAUGGAUAUGUGGCUCUUAGUCAUCAGUUUGUCCUGUGGUAUUUAUUGAAUGUCCACAUACUAAUGGUACACAGGUAUUUUCUUCUAUAAAUCUUUCAACUGAGCUGUAAUUCAUUCUUAGGCUUUAACUUGAAGAUAUCGUAGUUGCUGGCGUUUAAUGUUUAGCAAUAAAAGAAUAAAUGUGUACCAGCA
Molecule: messenger RNA, 4428 nt
Organism: Aethalodelphis obliquidens (Pacific white-sided dolphin)
Lineage: Eukaryota; Metazoa; Chordata; Mammalia; Artiodactyla; Delphinidae
Gene: MBTPS2
Product: membrane bound transcription factor peptidase, site 2
Exons: 11
Coding region: 119-1690 (523 amino acids)
Biological process (GO): regulation of response to endoplasmic reticulum stress; membrane protein intracellular domain proteolysis
Cellular component (GO): cytoplasm; membrane
Molecular function (GO): metalloendopeptidase activity; protein binding
Source: RefSeq, a predicted model, not a curated record